This is a messenger RNA of Hansenula anomala, 555 nucleotides long. RefSeq lists its product as uncharacterized. The record is from RefSeq and is a predicted model, not a curated record. The transcript has a single exon. Lineage: Eukaryota; Fungi; Ascomycota; Saccharomycetes; Phaffomycetales; Wickerhamomycetaceae. The coding region runs from base 1 to 555 and encodes 184 amino acids.
AUGGCCAGCAUCAUCAAGCCACACCUGCUGGUGUUUGUGAACUAUGUCAAGCCGCUACAAACAGCUGCAGAAGCACGAUACAUAUACAGCCAAUUUGCAAAACUAGGAACUCUCUCAUGGUGGCACGAUUACGCAAGUCCAGCUGGUUAUAGACAUCACGGUGCUCGUUCAGUGGCAGUAUACACUUUAGACAACACAAGAGAUUCAGAUCUACUGGAGUUGGAACGGAAAACAUUAACGGAUGAUCUGAUGAGUAUAGUUGGCUUACCAACAAUGCACGAUUGGGAUUUAUUAGAGUCUGGUAAAGCUAAAAGAAUUGAACCAAAUUAUAGUUUUCUUGAUAUAACACCUACUCCACAUUCAUUAACUAAGAGGAAAAUGCCUGAAUUUAUUCCAAAGCCUCAUCAUGUUAUUGUGAAGUCUGCUACAAAAUAUGAACCGUUCUUUAUAGCUACAACGAGAGAACAGGAUGUUGGUUAUAUGAGUAAAUAUGUCAACAUGAAGGCUAGUGAUUCUAUUCCAAUAAAAAUACAUCUGGCAAAUACUGAAAAAUGA